Messenger RNA from Angiostrongylus costaricensis, 1128 nucleotides. The record is from the annotation of a GenBank genome assembly. Lineage: Eukaryota; Metazoa; Nematoda; Chromadorea; Rhabditida; Metastrongylidae.
AUGGCCAACGGUGAGGAUCAGCAGCAACCUGGCGCUUCAGCUGUCCCAUUUUCGUGUGCGUUCUUAACUGCAACGAAAUAUCAGGAAAUGAAGGAUCAUUUUCGGCUUGCUGUACAGAAGAGAGAAAAUUGCGUUUUUUCCGGCUCUGAUGCGGUUAAUAUUAUGGAGAAAUAUCUGCAAGCGGAUCGUGAACACCUCUCCUCUUCCGCCAUAAAAAGGGAAAACGCUUUGAAGGUCCUGGAGACAUGGUUGCGUGAAAAUGUGAUUCGCCCAACUAGCUCGUCCGUAAGAGCUUCUCCUCCUCUUUUCAGUGAUAGCGAAAAUGCCAUGUACACAAUGAAUCCAGAGCGAGAUCAUAACCCUAUUGUUCCAUGGUUCCAAAUUGCUAGAAUUUGUGCUCCAACUCUUUAUUUUCAAUCUAGUGGAAAGCCAGAUAUUAAGGAAAUUCACAAAUGGGCAAAAUUAUCCCUUGACGCUGUUAGUGAACGAUAUGCACUAAUUACACAUCACGGGUCCUCGCCACUUAUUCCAAAGGAGUACUCUGUUGUUCUGGACGCAAUUGUGAAACAAUUGCUGGGUAAGAACCAGCAGAAGUCCAAACUGGCUUUGCAAUAUCUCUGCCUUAUGAUUCCUCAGCAGAUGCGUGAUCAUCUCAGUAAUGUUGUCCAAUUUCUUGAGAAGACUACAGGGACCGAUCAGUUUGUAUCACUGCGUGGCCUGCAUUAUUUGGGCAUAAUGGGCGACAACGACAAUUUCAGAAUUGCUCUCAAUGAGUUGAGGUGCUCUAUUUUCCCACAAACAAUUGAAACAUCUGAACAAAACGAGAUUAUUGAGUUCCUAAUAGAAUUCCGAAAGGAAGGCACUUUCGGGAGGCCACCAGAAGAAAUGCAAACCGAUCUCAGAGCCUCGAGAGGGAAUGCAACCAAAGAGAUGAUGUUGUCUGUCCGAUUCUGUGCAGCUGAAUCUUCGCCUGAGAAUUUUGAUGCUGAAGUAGAAAUUGCUAGUACUCUAGCGGCUAUUAUUGACGACUUUCAAAUAUCUCCUGCUGAAAAGCAAAAGAAGUGUGAACUUUUCAAGCAACAGCAUCCAAGGAUUUACCGGAAGUACUUCGCUCAUUUGUCUUGGUAG